This is a messenger RNA of Chrysemys picta bellii (western painted turtle), 1257 nucleotides long. The record is from RefSeq and is a predicted model, not a curated record. NCBI's taxonomy places the organism in Eukaryota, Metazoa, Chordata, Testudines, Emydidae.
AUGAAAGUGCCCGUGGUGCCCAAGGUUAAUGUCCAGGUGGGGCUGGCCGGCUCACACUCCAAACUGGCCGAAUUCGUCACGCAGAAGUCACGGAAGGACAAAUACGCCUUUGUAAGCCAUGAGGUUUCCUACCCAUAUUACAGGUUCGGGAUCAGCGGAAAACCUCCUCUCGCUGGGCAUUUCGUCCUGGCGGUGAAGAACCUUCCCAGCCUGUACAACAAGGCCUCCAAGCUGGAAUACCAUCAUCUGAUUCACACCUACGGCACCCACUAUAUGACCCAGGCGUCCCUGGGGGGCCGGGUGCGGGACGUGACUGCGGUGCAGGUCUGCCAGGCGGCGCUGGAUGGGCUGACCAUCAACGAGAUCAAGGACUGUCUGAGCAUGGAGGUGACCAUGAAUAUUGGGGUGGGCUCAGACCAGUCCAGCUUCAGCAGCUGCAAGGAGAAUAAGAGGGUGAAAUUCCAACAGAGCUUCCACGAGAUGUCCCGGGAGCACCACGCGGAGGAGGAGGGAGGGCAAAACACGGACAACCUGCUCUUCUCCAAAAAUUACGCUGGGGUCUUCUCAGACUGGGUAAAAACCCUGAAGUCCCUCCCUGGCCUUCUCACCUACUCCUUGAGGCCAAUCCACACCUUGUUGGGGCAGGACGACCCCAAGCGGGAGGCACUUGGGCAGGCCGUGAGCGAGUACAUCCGUGAGAGGGCCCUGUGGAUGGAUUGCACCAAGAGCUGCCCAGCGGGGACCCAGCGCAGCACCCUCGACCCCUGCUCCUGCGUCUGCCCCGGGGACAUCUCCACCAACACCAUGUGCUGCUCGCGGGAGCGGGGCCUGGCAAGUCUGACGGUGACUGUGGUGCGGGCCAGUGAUCUGCGGGGUGACACUCUCACAGCUACGGAUGCCUACGUCAAGGUCUUCUUUGACAGGAGAGAGAACCGGACUGGCACCAUCUGGAACCGAAAAAGCCCUGUCUGGAACAGACACAUGGACUUUGGCUCUGUCCGUGUCACUGACGCCAGCCAGCUCCGUGUCGAGGUCUGGGACAAAGACAAUGGCUGGGAUGAUGACCUGCUGGGGGCCUGCAACAUCCCACUGAAGUCUGGGGGGCCCCAUCACAGGGAGUGCUACCUGAAACACGGCCGCCUCUGGCUCCACUACAGUCUGCACUGUGGGCCCAACCUUCGGGGCCCGAUCUGUUCUGAGUAUGUUCCCCAGCCCCCCCAGCACAGCAUAGCCAAGGGGAAGGAGCCCUUCUGGUGA